Aplosporella prunicola CBS 121167 is the source of this 1750-nucleotide messenger RNA. RefSeq lists its product as uncharacterized. The coding region runs from base 334 to 1584 and encodes 416 amino acids. NCBI's taxonomy places the organism in Eukaryota, Fungi, Ascomycota, Dothideomycetes, Botryosphaeriales, Aplosporellaceae. The record is from RefSeq and is a predicted model, not a curated record. The transcript has 3 exons. Gene Ontology annotation, molecular function: damaged DNA binding; zinc ion binding; DNA-(apurinic or apyrimidinic site) endonuclease activity. Gene Ontology annotation, cellular component: nucleus. Gene Ontology annotation, biological process: base-excision repair.
GGGGUUCAGAAAGAUGGUCCGAGCGCGCUCUGACGCGUGAGAGGCUGAGAGCGCGGCACCGCGUCGAACGCGUUCUGGCGACGUCUAGCGUCAUCGAUUCCCUCGACAACUACAGCACAUAUUCUCAGUGCAACCCAGCUACCUUUCGGACUUCAAAGGUGCCUGUGCUUUAAGUAACGUUGUUUUUCCGAGUUCGGCGUCCAAUCAGCUUUGGUUUCCGCGAUCAGUUCCCGUCAGUCUGCUGGAAGUUUAGCCAUUGCCCAGUUUGCGACUCCUUCUAUUCACCUUUUCACUUCCUCAACAUCCUGGACUUUGAAAAGUUUAAACGAAAUCAUGCCCGAGAUUGGUGAAGUUGCGCGCAUAGUGCACUUCCUCAAGAAGCACGUCGCCGGCAAGAUUAUCGAGAAUGUACGGACUCAAGAAGACGAUAUCAUCUACGGCAAAGUUGGCACCUCGGCGACGGCCUUCGCAGCCGCUAUGAAUGGCAAAAAAGUUCUCGAUGCGCGCCAACAAGGCAAAUAUUUCUGGAUGGUCAUGGACUCGCCUCCGCACCCCGUCAUGCAUUUGGGAAUGAGCGGCUGGAUCAAGUUUUCCAAUGAUGACACGUCCUACUACAAGCCUGUCAAAGAGGCGGACUCGGAAUGGCCGCCGAAGUACUGGAAAUUCAUACUUGAAGUUGAUGGAGAUGAAAAGUGCGAAGCAGCAUUCGUGGACCCUAGGCGACUGGGCAGGAUCCGGCUUGUCGAUGCGGAUGGAGAGCAGCUAAGAAACACAACUCCAUUGAAAGAGAAUGGCCCGGACCCUGUGAUCGACAAAGACAUCUUGACACAAGAAUGGCUGGUCAAGAAACUUAAGAGCAAGAAGGUGCCAAUCAAGGCGCUGUUGUUAGAUCAGGCCAAUAUCAGUGGUGUCGGCAACUGGGUUGGAGACGAAGUCUUGUAUCAAGCAAAGAUUCAUCCAGAGCAGUACAGCAAUACUUUCAGCGAGGAGCAGGUCAAGACACUGCACGACUCCCUCAUCAAUGUCUGCGACAUUGCCGUGAGCACGCGCGGAGAUUCGAGUCAGUUUCCCGAUGAUUGGCUGAUGAAGCACCGCUGGGGCAAAGGCAAGAAAGACGCCAACAAACUUCCUAAUGGCGACAAAAUUAUCUUCCUGAAGGUCGGCGGCCGCACCUCAGCAGUCGUACCUCGGGUCCAGAAGAAGACUGGUGAGGUUACUGCCGACGUCAAGGACGAGAGUGCCUCCGAAACCAAAAACGCCGCCGGUGUUAAAGAUGAACCCGAAGAGGAGGCCAAACCCACACGUGGCAAACGCGGCGCCAAAGCAGUGCCGGCGGCUAAGGCCAACGGCUCUGCUAGCAAAGCUAAGAGAGGACGCCCAGCUAAGGCCAAGAAAGAAUCGGAGGACGAAGCGUCUGAUGCGGGAGAUGAGGAGCUGGCGGAUGAAGACGAAGAACCUGCACCGAAGAAGGCAAAGAAGGACGAUGCGGCCAAAGAGGCUCCUGUCAAGAAGGGAGGAAAGAAAGUUGCAGCAACGAAGACCGAGACGGAGGGAACCAGGAGACGGUCGACACGUAACAAAUGAGGGGUGAGCGAAGUGUCAGCGUUUAAUCUCUCGUAUGCUAAAACGCCGCAAUCAUAAGAGACGGUUAUGGCACAUUUGUGGUAAGGCUGAGGUGUACGGAGGAGAGGCGUCGCAGAGUGUACAUCAGUAUGGAUAAGUGUACUACAACGACAAAACUAAUAUACCC